UCAAAGAAGAGGAGAACCCAAAGCUCAGAAAUUAGACAAGACCUCCUACAACGGCAUCAUCUACCUGCAAAACAAACUAAUAACUACAGUUCCCAAACUGAUGCUCACUUUUUUUCUGGACAAGAUUUCUUCCUCCCAGUUGUUGUGAUAGUCCUUAAAGGAAGAACUCAGUGAAGCACUUUUAAAAUACACUCAGAAUACAGAAGUAAAACCAGGAUGUUUCCCAGUGACAUGGAGAACACUUCAGAGCAUCUGCUGAACGACUCGGUGGGGAACUUGUCCUUGGAGGGGGUAGAGAACGGAGACCACCCCUUCCUCACUGACGCCUGGCUUGUGCCUCUACUUUUCUCCCUCAUUAUGUUGGUGGGGCUCAUAGGAAACUCACUGGUCAUCUAUGUGAUCUCUAAGCACAGGCAGAUGAGGACAGCCACCAACUUCUACAUCGCGAACUUGGCUGCCACGGACAUCAUCUUCCUGGUGUGCUGCGUGCCCUUCACUGCCUCCCUCUACCCUCUCCCCAGCUGGGUCUUCGGCGACUUCAUGUGCAAAUUUGUUGCCUUUCUCCAGCAGGUGACGGUGCAGGCCACAUGCAUCACGCUGACUGCCAUGAGUGGCGAUCGUUGCUAUGUGACCGUGUACCCCCUAAGAUCUCUACGACAUCGAACCCCCCGUGUUGCCUUGAUUGUGAGCGUCUGCAUCUGGAUUGGUUCCUUCAUUCUGUCAAUACCCAUGUUCCUGUACCAGAGGCUGGAGGACGGUUACUGGUACGGCCCACGGCAGUACUGUGUGGAGCGCUUCCCCUCCAGGACGCACGAGCGAGCCUUCAUCCUCUAUCAGUUCAUUGCUGUCUACCUGUUACCUGUCCUCACCAUCUCCUUCUGCUACUCCGUCAUGCUGAAGAAGGUGGGCCAGCCCACCGUGGAGCCCGUGGACAAUACCCACCAGGUGCACCUGCUCUCGGAGAGGACCAUCUCCAUUAGAAGCAGGAUAUCCAGGAUGGUGGUGGUCAUCGUCGUGCUGUUCACCGUCUGCUGGGGCCCCAUUCAGAUCUUCAUCCUGUUUCAGUCUUUCUACCCGGGCUACAAGGUCAACUACACAACGUACAAGAUCAAAACUUGGGCCAACUGCAUGUCCUAUGCCAACUCGGCCAUCAACCCCAUCGUGUAUGGCUUCAUGGGCGCCAGCUUCCGGAAGUCCUUCCGGAAGACCUUCCCCUUCCUCUUCAAGCACGCGGUGCGGGACAGCAGCGUGGCGUCCCGCACCGCCAAUGCUGAGAUAAAGUUCGUUGCAACAGAGGAGAGCCACACAGAAAGGAAAUAA
Messenger RNA from Electrophorus electricus (electric eel), 1320 nucleotides. It is a transcript of the gene kiss1ra, whose product is annotated as KISS1 receptor a. Gene Ontology annotation, biological process: G protein-coupled receptor signaling pathway. Gene Ontology annotation, cellular component: plasma membrane. NCBI's taxonomy places the organism in Eukaryota, Metazoa, Chordata, Actinopteri, Gymnotiformes, Gymnotidae. Gene Ontology annotation, molecular function: G protein-coupled receptor activity. The record is from RefSeq and is a predicted model, not a curated record.